AUGGAUGAUAGCAGCACUGAUGAGUUUAAGAACAAAAACCUGCAUCCGCAGCUGAGGUCGAACUUCCUGUCCAACUUAUUUUUCUGUUGGGGUUUGCCGAUAUUUUACAAAGGAUGGAAGAAAGAACUAGAUGAAGAUGACCUAUACAAGCCGCUGAAAGCUCACGAAUCCCACAGAUUAGGAGACAAGCUGGAGGAGAUAUGGAAGCUGGAAAAAAUAAACAAUGCCGAACCUGCCCUUUGGAGAGCCCUAUGGACCAUGUUUCGCAAAGACAUCAUAGGGCACAUGUUUGUCUUAUUCUUUCUCGAAUUCAUCUUACAAUUAUCCCAGCCUUUACUACUAGGAAAACUGAUGAACUACUACUCGCCCAACCAAACCGACGUCACCAUCGAAGAGGCCUACAUCUACGCCAGCUUGAUAGUCAUCACUUCCCUUCUCUACGUGGUCACCUACCACGCGUACAACUUGUCCUUGCAACACCUGGGGAUGAAGAUACGGGUUGCCUGCUGUUCCCUGAUCUACAGGAAGACCUUGAAGCUCAGCAAGACGGCUCUGGUGAAGACCACCAUCGGUCAGAUGAUCAAUCUGCUGUCCAACGACGUCAAUAGGUUCGAUAACUGCUUCAGGUACUUCCAUUAUCUUUGGGCGGCUCCAAUCGAGACGGUUCUCAUCAUGUACUUGCUCUACGGGGUCGUGGGAGCUGCUGGUCUCGCCGGAUUCUGCCUGUUGGUGAUCUUCAUUCCUCUUCAAUUGCUGAUGGGCAAGCUGACGUCCAUUUUCCGCUUACGAACCGCUGUGAAGACAGACGAGAGGGUGAGGAUAAUGAGCGAGAUUAUAUCCGGCAUCCAAGUAAUAAAGAUGUAUACGUGGGAGAAGGCGUUUUCCACACUGGUGGAACAAAUUAGAAAAUUGGAAAUCAAACAGAUCCGAGCUACCACUUACAUAAGGGCCCUGCACAUUUCCUUCAACAAAUUCAUCACGAGAACCUCGGUCUUUUUGUGCAUCCUCACGUACGCAUUUACCGGUCACAAACCAAACGCAGAAUUCGUCUACGUAGUGUCCUCGUUCUACAACAUUCUCAAGUCCGUGAUGAUCACAGACUUUCCUCAAGGCAUCACGAUUCUAGCAGAAUCCCUAGUUUCCGUCAAAAGAAUUGAAACUUUCCUUUUAUUCGACGAAGUCCAUCCAGACGCUCUAAAGAUGUCGCACGAUCCGAAGAAGAUACCAGCGUCGACACCUUUACUGCACAGCUUCAGCAAAAAAUCGGUAGGAGUGUAUCUUCAAGACGUAUCCGCAAGGUGGGUGGGCAGCCUGCACGACGACACGUUGUGCAACAUCAACUUCAACGUGGGGCCCAAGCAGUUGGUCGCCGUCGUAGGACCCGUAGGUUCUGGCAAGACUUCCCUGCUCCACGCUAUCAUGAAGGAACUCCCCGUGUCCAAAGGCACAAAAGACGUAGUGGGUAGAAUUUCUUAUGCUUCGCAAGAACCGUGGCUUUUCGCCGGUACCAUUAAGCAAAAUAUUCUCUUCGGAGAAAAGUGGAACAGCAAGAAAUACGAAAGGGUACUACAAGCGUGUGCCUUAGAGCGAGAUUUGAACCUCCUUCCUUAUGGAGACAGAAGUAUGGUUGGAGACAGAGGCGUCAGCUUGAGUGGGGGUCAGAAAGCUAGGAUAAACUUAGCCAGAGCUGUGUACAAGGAUGCCGAUAUCUACAUCCUGGACGAUCCAUUAUCUGCAGUAGACACUCAAGUAGCGAAACAGCUCUUCGAAGAGUGCAUCUCAGGUUACCUAAAAAAUAAGUGCACGAUACUAGUAACACACCAAUUGCAGUUCUUAAAAUCGGUGAGUAAGAUCUACCUGAUUGAAAACGGCUGUAUAACAACGACGGGCACCUACGAGGAAAUCCAAAGCUCAGGGAAAGAUUUCGCCAAGCUGUUCAAACACCAGAUAGAAGAAGAAGAGUGUGACGCCAUAAAAAGGGAUCGGAUAAAGAUAAAGCAACUGCAAGAAGUAUCUGAUGAACCCUCGGAAAUAAAAGAAUACAGAAACACCGGAAAGAUCUCCUCCAAAGUGUAUAAAAGGUAUCUAAUAGCAGGUGGAGGUUGGUGUUGUUCCUUCUUCGUGUUCAUUCUGUUUAUCUUGACACAACUCGUGUCCAGUGGAGCUGAUUACUUCAUCAAAUUUUGGGUAAACCUUGAGCAAAGACGAGCCGAAGACAACAACGACAUGAACAAAACCUUCUACAAGUCCAGCAUAGACACAUUCUUCACCGUCAACCACUGCGUAUAUGUCUACACGGGUAUCAUCUCCUGCGUCAUAGUCCUCACCGUCGCCAGAUCCAUAUCUUUCUAUAGAAUGUGCAUGUUGGCGUCGACCAAACUCCACAACAACAUGUUUGCGAAAAUCUGCAGCGCCACGAUGCAAUUCUUCAAUACCAACUCAUCAGGGAGGGUACUCAAUAGAUUCUCCAAGGAUAUGGGCUCUAUCGACGAAACUCUUCCUCAUGUCUUGAUGGACAGCAUACAAAUAGCUCUAAAUGUGUUCGCAGUUAAUCUGGUAAUAGCCACAGUUAAAACGUGGAUCCUCAUCCCCACGUCGAUAAUGAUAAUACUGUUUUAUCUCUACAGAAUCGUCUACUUGGCCUCAAGUAGAAACAUCAAACGUAUGGAAGCCACAACCAGAAGCCCGGUGUUCUCGCACAUCAAUGCGUCCUUGCAAGGCCUAACGACCAUAAGAGCCUUCGGUGCGCAGGAAAUUCUAAGGAAAGAGUUCGACAAACACCAGGACCUUCACAGCGCCGCAUUCUACAUGUUCAUGGGUUGCAACAUGACCUUCGGAUUUUGGCUUGACAUCUUCUGCGUAUUCUAUAUUGCCCUGGUCACGUUGAGUUUCUUCUUUAUGGAAAACGAAAGAUAUGGGGGCAAUGUCGGUUUGGCAAUAACGCAAGCUAUGAGCCUUACCGGCAUGUUCCAGUGGGGUAUGAGGCAGUGGAGCGAGCUGGAGAACACCAUGACUUCGGUGGAGAGAGUAGUGGAGUACACGGAGAUCAAACAGGAGUCCGAGGAAGAGAAGAAGGAACCUCCCAGGACAUGGCCUGAGAACGGCAUGAUAGAGUUCCAGUCCCUCUAUCUAAGAUACGCCACUAACGAGCCCUACGUGUUGAACAACCUCACCUUCAAGAUCAAACCAAAGGAAAAAAUUGGUAUAGUUGGUAGGACGGGAGCAGGAAAAUCCUCUCUGAUCGCGGCCCUCUUCCGCCUCGCUGACAUAGACGGGAAGAUUUUGAUAGAUGGUAUCAGCACGAGCGAUAUACCUCUGAAGACCAUGAGAUCCAAGCUCUCUAUCAUACCUCAGGAACCUGUGCUAUUCUCUGGUACCCUUCGAUCUAAUUUGGACCCGUUCAACGAAUACCAGGACAUGGAGCUGUGGAACGCCUUGGAGGACGUAGAACUAAAGGGAGUUGUGUCAGAGCAUCAAUCAGGUCUGGACUGCAAGAUGUCGGAAGGAGGUACAAAUUUCAGCGUCGGCCAAAGACAACUCGUUUGUUUAGCAAGAGCCAUAAUUAGGAAAAACAAAAUCCUCGUCCUAGACGAGGCCACUGCCAACGUGGAUCCUAAAACUGACGAUUUGAUCCAGUCUACCAUAAGAAGUAAAUUCGCUGAGUGCACAGUGUUAACAAUAGCGCACAGGCUUCACACCGUCAUGGACUCAGAUAAGCUGUUAGUGAUGGACUCUGGUGCUGCGAUGGAGUUCGAUCAUCCUCAUUUGCUUUUACAGAAUCCAAAUGGUAUAUUUUACGGGUUGGUGAAAGAGAGCGGUAAAGCGAUGGCGGAUUACUUAGCGGAAAUAGCGGAAAAGAGUUACAGAGAAAAAACGGGGCGAUCCCAUUGAAGGAAACGGA
This is a messenger RNA of Anoplophora glabripennis (Asian longhorned beetle), 3901 nucleotides long. RefSeq names its product multidrug resistance-associated protein 4-like. Gene Ontology annotation, molecular function: ATP binding; ABC-type transporter activity; ATP hydrolysis activity. The transcript is spliced from 13 exons. Bases 1 to 3891 code for a protein of 1296 amino acids. The record is from RefSeq and is a predicted model, not a curated record. Gene Ontology annotation, biological process: transmembrane transport. Gene Ontology annotation, cellular component: membrane. NCBI's taxonomy places the organism in Eukaryota, Metazoa, Arthropoda, Insecta, Coleoptera, Cerambycidae.